AUGCAGAUCUUUGUAAAGACCCUGACGGGCAAGACCAUCACGCUCGAUGUUGAGCCGUCGGACACAAUCGACAAUGUGAAGACCAAGAUCCAGGACAAAGAGGGAAUUCCUCCUGAUCAACAGCGUUUGAUUUUUGCCGGAAAGCAGCUCGAAGAUGGCCGAACCCUGUCGGACUACAACAUCCAAAAGGAGAGCACAUUGCACUUGGUUCUCCGAUUGAGAGGAGGUGUCUAUGAUCCUUCUUUGGCUAUGCUUGCCCGAACAUUCAACUGCGAGAAAGCCAUCUGUAGAAAGUGCUAUGCUCGUCUUCCCCCUAAGGCCACCAACUGCCGCAAGAAGAAGUGUGGACACACAAGCCAACUUCGCCCCAAGAAGAAGCUCAAAUAA
This is a messenger RNA of Seminavis robusta, 387 nucleotides long. The record is from the annotation of a GenBank genome assembly. Lineage: Eukaryota; Bacillariophyta; Bacillariophyceae; Naviculales; Naviculaceae.